Triticum aestivum (bread wheat) is the source of this 3567-nucleotide messenger RNA. Its product is annotated as disease resistance protein RGA2. Gene Ontology annotation, molecular function: ADP binding. The transcript is spliced from 3 exons. The record is from RefSeq and is a predicted model, not a curated record. NCBI's taxonomy places the organism in Eukaryota, Viridiplantae, Streptophyta, Magnoliopsida, Poales, Poaceae. Bases 238 to 3018 code for a protein of 926 amino acids.
GGACAAAGCUGCGAAAGCAGCAGGAAACCAUGAGGGGUUGUUGGUUCAUCCGGGAAGUUCCCCGGAAGCUGUGAGGGGUUGACCAGGCUCCCUAGAAGUUCCCCAUCCUGGAUUCUGAGGGUUCAUUUCUCUCCACAGCCUGCUGCGCAUUUGUAUUUGACAGUGAGCUCGCCCCGGUGACCUUUAACUCAGGACAGGCCAGGCCAAAAAUUAAUUGAUGUCCAGACUCCAGCCACCAUGAGCUUACCUGCCAUUGGGAUCAUUGGUGCCAUCAAUGAGUGUGCCAGUUUGUUUCAGUCGGCCAAAUCUGUCAUUUCAUCUCUGCACUCCCGAUGGAGUGGCUCACAGGAGCAAAGUCUACAGGGUCGUGUCUUGCAAUUGGAGAGUGACCUACAGCAUCUCUGCGAUACUCUUCCAGCAAUGUAUGACCUCAUUAACGGAGCAGAGUACUGGAGAAGCCACAAACACCGUAUGGCUGUGGCCCAGCUCCUUCGGAGUCUCAAGGAUACCGUGUCCGAUGCAGAGGACCUUAUUGAUGAGUUCAGAUGGUACCAGAUGAAGGUGAAAGUGCAGAGCAAUGCAAGCCAAUCUCCUUUCAUCGAUUUCCUUGAUAAGGUCAUUCAAGGCGACUUCAACAAACUUAAGGAUGUCCAAUUAAGGUUGAAUCAUCUCUCGAGUCAGUUGCAGAAUAUGGGACUUCAUGGAGUUACACAACGUUUUGAUAAAUCAGUUAGGCCAGAGACCACCUCUUUGCCAAAUGAAAGGGAAAUAUUUGGUCGUGAUGAGGAGUUGAAGAAAGCAUUGGGAUUUCUUAAUGUACCAACAAAUUUAAAGCGCAAGAGAGCAACUAGUUCAGUCAAUGCACCAAGGGCAUCGACAAGCAAUCAAUUUAGUAAUGAAUCAAGAAUAUCAGAUCUUCCGGUUUUACCUUUACUUGGAAUUGGCGGUGUUGGAAAGACUACAUUGGCCCAACAUAUCUGUAGCCAUCAACGAGUGAAAUAUCACUUUGAGAUGAUAAUUUGGAUUUGUGUCUCAGAUGACUUUGAUGUGAAGAGGUUAACUAAAGAGGUCAUGCAAUCCUGUACUGGAAAAGAAGAAAAAAAUGAUAAUUUGGAUUCUCUUCAGCGUGCUCUCCAUGACUAUGUGGACAAUAAAAGGUUAUUGAUAGUCCUAGAUGACAUAUGGGAUGAUGCCUUGAAGGAGAAUGGGCAGUGUUGGAAGAGGUUUCUUGCACCUUUUAGAAGCGCCCAAGAGGGAAGUACAAUGUUGGUCACCACUAGAUGCCCAAAGGUUACCGAGGGGGUGCGCACAAUGGAGCCAAUUAAAUUAGAAGGACUAAAGGAUGACGUCUUCUGGAAAUUUUUCAAAUUGUGUGCGUUCGGAUCUGAGGAUUCUGACAAUGACCCUGAGUUGGAGAACAUUGGUAAAGGAAUACUUCCUAAAUUGAAGGGUUCCCCCUUGGCUGCCAAAACCCUGGGACGCAUGUUAAGCAUGGAUCUACAAGCAUCAAAUUGGAAAUUUAUACUUGAGAGUGAACUGUGGACGUUGCCGCAAGGGGAGACUGACAUUUUGCCUGCCCUUCGGUUGAGCUACAUGUAUUUGCCAUUCUAUUUGAAGCAAUGCUUUUCAAUUUGUGCUAUGUAUCCCAAAGAUUACAAAUUUGAGAAGGCAUGCUUAGCUGAAAUUUGGGCAGCAGAAGGCUUUGUGGAACCUCAACAUGAUCUUCCAAUUCAAGAUAUUAGUUGUCAGUAUUUUGAAGACCUGGUAGCACGAUCCUUCUUUCAAGAAGUUAGUGGUGGAUAUGUGAUCCAUGACUUGCUUCAUGACAUGGCACAAAAAGUUUCAGAGCAUGACUGCUUCAUCUUAAGAAAUGAGGGUGACUUUGAUAAAAUUCCUCAAAAUGUUCGUCAUCUGUAUGUACUCCCUAGCAAAGACUUUGAUGAUUGCAACUUGUCAAGACUAUGCAAGUACACGAAGUUGCGCACCUUAAUUUGCAAGAAGAACUUAGGAAUAAACACACGGUGGGUAAUGGACCAAUGGUGUACUGAACUUCCGCGAAUGCGUGUGAUUUCUUGUGCCUACGCAAAUAAGUUACCAGAUAGUAUUGGCAACUGGAAGCAUCUCCGGUAUCUUGAAAUCUCCAAUGCUUGUCCUUUUACGACAAUUCCUUCAACUUUUUGUUGGCUAUAUAAUCUGCAGAUUUUAUAUGCCAAGAAAUGCAAGCUACGAAGCUUGCCAGAAGGCUUUGAUAUGUUGACCAGUUUGCAGAAAUUCGAAUUAUAUGGAUUAACAUAUUGUGUUGGGUGUCACUUGCAUCUUGGUCGACCCACCGAUGCGCAGGGACAAGGAAUUAGGUUAUUAAAGAAUCUGAACCAAUUCCGUGGACACUUGAAGUUAUCUAGUGAUGGCAAGCUAAGCAUACGUGAUGCAACAGAAGCUGAACUGAUGAAAAAGAAAUACAUUGGCGAGUUGAAACUGUGUAUGCGUUCAACUACCCCAUCGGACAAAGCCAAUGAGAUAGAAGUGCUACAAGUUCUGCAACCUCCUACCAGUCUCACUUCUCUGGUCCUCCAGGGUUGUUCCGGUGUCUCGCUCCCAAGAUGGUUUAAGCCGGAAAACUUUCAAAGCUUAAAAUCACUUACUUUUGAAUGUUGUGACGGACUCAAGAGCAUAAAGAUAAAUGCAAAAGGUAUUUUCCUUUCCCUGACUGACCUAACCAUUGGUCGGUGCGACAAUAUCUCCAGCCUAGAACAUUUUUUGCAUCGAGAUUAUAUACCAGCCAUCAAAAUAAUAAGAAUUGAAGAAUGCAAGAGUUUAGAAACAAUACCAGAUGAAGCGUUUGGUAAUUUGCAUUUCCUUGAAGAACUGCACAUGGUCGGUUGUCCAAACCUAGUUUCAAUUGGUGGAGCAAAGGCAGUUGCAAAAGUAAAGAACGUGCAGAUAUCCAAUUGUCCAAAGUUAAAGGAAGCAGAGAUAAUGAAUAGAAGGUUCCGUCUAAGGGACUGGUACGUUGGGUAACUGCAUUACAUGGAAGUUGGAAGACCCGAGGACAAUAGAACAUCAUGCCUUCGUCUCGUCAUCUCUGUCUAUCUUCUCCGUGGUUGCUUCUUCCUUUUAGCAGUUUUAUUCCACCAAUAACUCCAUUGGCAAUCCGUAUUUUUGCUGCUAACGCAAUUUCCAGUUUGCACAAUCAUAGUAAACGUGUUGUAACUUAUGAAACGACAUGUGGGGUCAAGAGUACCAGCAGCGUCCAAGUUUGGGUUGCAGGAGAUUAGGCAAGAUUAAGUAUUAGGAGUGGGAUUUGAAUAUGGUAGGGUUUUUGUCCCGAAGAAGGUUUCCCUGCCAUAUCCAAGAUUAGGAGUCCAAGUUUGUUAGUGGUUAUUUUAAGAGUUUCUUAUGUCCCAAGCCUUUGUGUUGAUAACUACAGUUCCCAGUUUGCACAGUCGUAGUAAAUUUGUUGUAAUCCAUGAAAUAUCAGACAAUUGCCGUUCGUCUCUAAGACAUGUUGUAUCUGUAUGCAUUUGUGUAUUUUGGUUCAUCUUAACUCUAGAAUAUGUUUGCCUACCU